Polistes canadensis is the source of this 1280-nucleotide messenger RNA. RefSeq names its product troponin I (gene wupA). The record is from RefSeq and is a predicted model, not a curated record. Lineage: Eukaryota; Metazoa; Arthropoda; Insecta; Hymenoptera; Vespidae. The transcript has 9 exons. Bases 132 to 770 code for a protein of 212 amino acids. Gene Ontology annotation, cellular component: troponin complex. Gene Ontology annotation, biological process: muscle contraction.
ACGUGCCGAGAAGAAGGCACGCGAGGAAGGCACGCAAGAAAGGCACAGUCAGCUGCCUAACGUUCGGUUGGCUAGUCCGAAAGCCAGAUAGUUCUUAUCAAGGUAGACGCGCGUAAGAAGCAGGCACCAACAUGGCGGACGAUGAGAGGAAGCGUCUCGAGGAUGAAAAGAAGAGGAAACAGGCGGAGACCGAUAGGAAAAGGGCUGAGGUCCGAGCCCGCCUCGAAGAGGCUUCCAAAGCUAAGAAAGCUAAGAAAGGUUUCAUGACCCCUGACAGGAAGAAGAAACUCAGGCUCUUGUUGCGUAAAAAAGCUGCGGAAGAAUUAAAAAAGGAGCAGGAAAGAAAAGCAGCAGAAAGGAGGCGUAUCAUCGAAGAACGUUGUGGAAAACCAAGAAACGUCGACGAUGCUAACGAAGCCGAGCUCCAGACGAUCUGUGCUGACUAUUGGCAAAAAGUAUACGCGCUCGAGGGCGAUAAGUACGACCUCGAGAGACAAAUUAGAAUGAAACAAUUCGAGAUCUCUGACUUGAACAGCCAGGUGAAUGACCUUCGAGGUAAAUUCAUGAAGCCAACCCUGAAGAAGGUUUCGAAAUACGAGAACAAAUUCGCUAAACUUCAAAAGAAAGCAGCCGAAUUCAACUUCCGUAAUCAAUUGAAACAAGUUAAGAAGAAGGAAUUCACUCUCGAGGAGGAGGAUAAAGAGAAAAAACCUGACUGGUCGAAGAAGGGCGAGGAGAAGAAGGUAAAGGAAGAAGAAGUCGAGGCGUGAAACAAAAUGGAUCGAUAAAAGAAAAUAUCCAUGCCGUCGUGUUGUUCUCCUCGAAUUACGAGCACACAAAUGGAUAUUUUAUAUUCGUUCAGAGCAUAUAACAAACGGCUCGGUUGUUCUUUAAAUAAUUAUUUUAUUAAUUUCCCCGUUCUCCCCUUAUUUUUCGUUUGUUCUUCAUUAUUUUCUUUUUAUUUUUUUUUUGUUCUCUAUCUUUCAUAUUUGUUCUACAAUUUGUAAUGAUAAUUCUUUAACCAAUCGAUGUCCCUCUGUCAAAAAUCAAUGUACAUUCAAUCCUUCAAUUGUCUAAUUCCUUUCUAAUUAUUGUACACAUCUGUUUAAGAUAAUUUCCAUUGAUUUUCACACACACUUUUAUUAUUUAUAUUCUAUUACACACGUGGGGACGCGAAUGCUAAUGACGAAAGAUGGCUGCGAGAAAAUAAGGGAAUCAUUAUUUAAGGUUUAUUGUAAAGCAAAAUACUUGACUACAAAAAUGAGUGUGUGCUGUUGUCA